This is a messenger RNA of Malassezia restricta, 882 nucleotides long. RefSeq names its product vacuole protein. Gene Ontology annotation, biological process: Golgi calcium ion homeostasis; calcium ion transmembrane transport; Golgi calcium ion transport. Gene Ontology annotation, cellular component: fungal-type vacuole membrane; Golgi apparatus. The transcript has a single exon. The record is from RefSeq and is a predicted model, not a curated record. Lineage: Eukaryota; Fungi; Basidiomycota; Malasseziomycetes; Malasseziales; Malasseziaceae. The coding region runs from base 1 to 882 and encodes 293 amino acids. Gene Ontology annotation, molecular function: manganese ion transmembrane transporter activity; calcium ion transmembrane transporter activity.
AUGCCAACGACCGCCGCGAGGGAGGGCCUUGCGCCAUGGGCUUAUUCUGCUCUAACGCACAUGUUUCUCUCGAAGAAUGACAUGUAUGGCCUCGGGAAAAGUUUUGCGCUUACGACGCUCAGUGAGGUGGGAGACAAGACGUUUUUGGUGAGUGCUAUCCUCGCCAUGCGCCAUUCGCCCGUGGCAGUGUUUUGGGGCUGCUGGGUCGCCAUGAUCAUUAUGUCAACGCUCUCCAGCUUUAUGGGCGCGAUCCUGCCCUUUUUACUGACGCGCCGGACCGCACAUUGGAUCUCGGCGCUCUUGUUUGUGGGGUUUGGAUGCAUGGCCCUGUAUCAAGGGUUUACCAUGGAAGGCGACGAAAUCAACCGAGAGUGGAAGGAGACGCAGGAGGAGAUUCAGGAAGAUGAGGAAGAACAUGAAAUGCAAGACUGGCGCUCUCCUUCUAGCGCCCCGGACUCAGGGCCAUACCCCCCGCCCCCCGUGACAGAGUCCCGGAGCCCGACGGAGGAAGCAGGCGUUUACCUGUAUGUUCGAGAUGGCUUGCGCAACUUGUGUGGCCUAUUGUUCACGCCAGCAUUUUCACAGGCGCUGACCCUGUCAUUUUUGGGCGAGUGGGGCGAUCGGAGCCAGAUCACGACCAUGAUCCUUGCGUCGACGCAUCGCAUGAGUAUCGUGGCCAUCGGCACGAGUCUCGCUCACAUGGUGUGCAUCCUUAUGGCCGUGACGGCAGGUGCCUUUUUUGCAUCACGCAUAGAGGUUCGGCACCUGACUAUCGCGGGUGCUAUCAUUUUUCUGCUAUUUGGAGUACACGCCGCGUACGACGCCAUGUACCACCCAGACCCGAUACCAUCCAUGCCUAGAGAGGGGCAUUUACAAAUGUAG